AUGGAGCUACGUCUGCACCAUCGGGAGUCUACAGUCACUCAAUACACCAAAGAAACGCCUCUAGACGUGCCAAGCUGCCUACAAGAGUCUGCGUCUCUCACUUCCGCGCACUCUCUCGCCCACCAGGAGGUGCGCUCCACUGAGACUGCUCUACAGGACCAGCGCCAAGGAGGAACACCAGCCGCCAACCAGAGGCAGACAAACUCUCUCUAA
Molecule: messenger RNA, 213 nt
Organism: Caenorhabditis briggsae
Lineage: Eukaryota; Metazoa; Nematoda; Chromadorea; Rhabditida; Rhabditidae
Exons: 1
Coding region: 1-213 (70 amino acids)
Source: RefSeq, a predicted model, not a curated record